Molecule: messenger RNA, 1707 nt
Organism: Sphaerulina musiva SO2202
Lineage: Eukaryota; Fungi; Ascomycota; Dothideomycetes; Mycosphaerellales; Mycosphaerellaceae
Product: MFS multidrug transporter
Exons: 2
Coding region: 1-1707 (568 amino acids)
Biological process (GO): transmembrane transport
Molecular function (GO): transmembrane transporter activity
Source: RefSeq, a predicted model, not a curated record
AUGCCAAACCAAAAUCCCCUUGUCGAUUCAGAAGAACCAAACGAUAACAAAAACAACAACAACAACAACAACAACGACCACCAUGUCCCCACCACCCCAACACCACCACCACCACCACCACCACCACCAACCUACCCAACCGGUCUCCGCCAAAAUCUAACCCUCCUCGCCACCUCCCUCAGCAUAUUCCUCGUCUCCCUCGACUCCACCCUCCUCUCGACCACCAUCCCCUCCAUCCUCGACACCUUCCACCACCUCUCCCACACAACCUGGUACACAACCUCCUACAUGCUCGGCAUGGCCACCACACAAGCCUUCUGGGGCAAAGCCUAUUCCUGCUGGCCUCUCAAAUCCACAUUUCUCAUCUCUGGCAUUAUCUUUUCCACUGGCGCGGGAAUUUGUGCCGUUGCGCCGACAAGUGAAGUGUUUAUUUUGGGGAGGGUUGUGGGAGGGUUCGGCGGGGCGGGGGUUGCGGCGGGGACUUUUUUGAUUGUGGCGUGUACGGCGCCGGUGGAGAAGAGGCCGGUGAGGUUGGGGGUGGUGAGUUUGUGGUUUGUUGUUGCUGCUGUUGUGGGGCCUUUGGCUGGUGGAGUUUUGGCGACGAAGGUAUCUUGGAGGGCGGGCUUUUAUGUGGGUCUUCCUAUCGGUGGAAUUUCUCUCGUGUUAAUUUUUUUCUUUUUCGAAACUCCUGCUCAUGCCAGACCCGCCCCCUCGAGCUUCAGGGGCAAAUUACUCCAACUGGAUUUCGCAGGUAUGCUCCUGACCAUCGCAUUCGGAGCUUGCCUGGUCCUAGCACUCCAAUGGGCCGGCAUAACCAAGUCCUGGAAAUCCGGCCCUGUCAUCGGAUGUCUUCUCAGCGCAGGCCUCGCACUCAGCCUUCUCAUCAGCGUCGAAAUCUUUCUCGGCGAGCUCGCCGGCCUCAGUAGUCGUUUGAUCCGCCAGAACAAAACCAUCGCAUUACAACUCCUAUUCAACAUCACCGUCUCCGGAACCUACUAUCUCAUGCUCUACUACCUCCCCCUCUUCUUCCAAAUCAUACAAGGAGUCAACGCCGCGCAAUCCGGCCUUCGAAUUCUCGCUCUCGUGGGAACUUCUGCCCCCGUCGCGAUCCUCUCCGGCCUCAUUCUCUCCAACACGCAAGAUUACCAACUCAUUAUGCUCAUUAGCGCCAUCUUCAGCACCGUCGGAAGCAGUUUAAUUUUCACCUUGGGCCCGCAAAGUAGCACGCUGCAAACUAUCAAAUAUCAAAUUUUCGUCGGCAUCGGUCUCGGGUUGAGUAUUCAAUUGAGCAUCAUCGUCUGCCAAAAUGUCGUUGCUGCAUCAGAUCUCACUCGCGCGAAUACGUGGGCUUUGUGGAUUCAAUUGUUAGGCGGAGCGGUCGUUUUGGCGGUUGCUCAAUCUGCUGUGUCGAAUCGUCUUCUGGCCGUUCUGCCGGAGUUUGCACCACAAGUAUCUUCUGCUGCGGUUCUGGAGGCUGGACCGGGGAAUUUUCGAGCGGAAUUGGAGGCGGAGCAGAUUGGGGAAGUGGUUCGAGCGUAUAUGUCUGGGUUGAAAAUUGCUUUUGGAAUUGCUUUGGCGUUGAGUUGUGGAAGUGUUGUUGUGGCUUUGCUCGUGUUGGUUGUCGAUCGUCGUAAAUUGGGCGAUGGUAGGCUUGGUGAUGCGGAGAAGUUGCAGGUUGAGAGCGCGUCGGAAGAGACGGUAGCUUAG